AUGGGUCUUCUCCCUCUCACUUACACACGUCCCAAGCAUGUGGACCAGGAGUCAUUCCGUAACAGCGGAGACUCGUUGUCUGGCACAGAAAAGAGUGAUGGAUCCGUCAAGUCUGGUCGCUCUGGCCACUCUGCUGGCAUUCCUGAUUCACUCGCUUUUGACAAGAUCAUCAGCGGCGGCACCUGUCCGCCCAUGACUGUCCGCGACUUCAUGAGCUACCUCAUCUAUGUCGAGCAUGCCGCCGAGAAUCUUCAGUUCUACCUCUGGUUCAAGGAUUAUGAGAAGCGGUUUAAUACUACCUCGACAGCCGAUAUCAAGCUGUCCCCUGAGUGGACACAGACUAUGCAAGACGAGACCGUUCUCAAGAUCCGAAAGGACCAAGCCGAUAAGAUGCGAAAGGAGCCCAAGGCGGCAGAGAUUUUCAAAGGCACAGACUUUGAAAAGAAGCGAGGCGCCCAGGAAAAUGUGUCGGGCGGAUCUGACCCGUUCGCGACACCUCCACAGAGCAGCAGAGGCGAUGACGGUUCAAUCUACACGGCAUCCAACACAGUCCAUUCGCUCAACGCUGCGAGCUAUCAGACCCAAGUCUCAGAGGCAUUCCAAGCGGCUGGGGCCCGGCAGCCUUUCACGAUCCAACCGUUCCGGGAAGAAAUCAACCGAGUCAUUGCGACGUAUCUGAUGGACGGUGCUCCUCGACAACUGAACUUGUCGUCUUGUGAGCAGAGGGCGGUUAUCCAAGCGCUGUCCCAAACGACUCAUCCAAGCGCGUUCCGCAAUGUCUUCAAGACGGUUGACUCGAGUCUUCGGCAUCAGGCUCACCCCAACUUUGUCAGAUGGUCCAUCUGCAACGGAAACCCUGCGCGCGUCUUCUUCGCACGAUCGUUGGGUGUGGGGCUGAUCGUGGCAGGCAUUGUGCUGGGCAUUAUUCUUGCCCUCAGCAGCGCGGGGCGAGGCUACCGGGCAUUGGUGGCGAUCGCGCUCGUACUGGGCAUCAGCACGCUGGUCGCAGCCUACAAAGGCAUGUGCGUCGUCCUCCACGGAAUGCAUCACCGGCACGUGAGGCCGUGGGAGCUGUUUGUGGACAGUGAAAACGUGGAUGACAUGGAGAAGCGAAGUUUUGAGUCGUUUGGGUCGUCCAACAGCUACGAGGAUGAGCCAUGGAUCGUCAAGUAUGAGAAGCGCAACGUUGUCCGCAAGGUGUUUGACCGCGAGGUCUGGAUCCAGGAGCCGGCACUGCGACAGAUCCAAGAUACAAUCUUCAUCCAGGCAAUCCUGGCUUCGGUCCUCUUCGGGGGUGUUGUGACGGCGGUAUUUGUGGCCGUUCCCGGGGGAGGUUACUUUUAG
Molecule: messenger RNA, 1344 nt
Organism: Fusarium keratoplasticum
Lineage: Eukaryota; Fungi; Ascomycota; Sordariomycetes; Hypocreales; Nectriaceae
Exons: 3
Coding region: 1-1344 (447 amino acids)
Source: RefSeq, a predicted model, not a curated record